Molecule: messenger RNA, 2708 nt
Organism: Periophthalmus magnuspinnatus
Lineage: Eukaryota; Metazoa; Chordata; Actinopteri; Gobiiformes; Gobiidae
Gene: spsb1
Product: splA/ryanodine receptor domain and SOCS box containing 1
Exons: 3
Coding region: 371-1192 (273 amino acids)
Biological process (GO): proteasome-mediated ubiquitin-dependent protein catabolic process; intracellular signal transduction
Cellular component (GO): SCF ubiquitin ligase complex
Molecular function (GO): protein binding
Source: RefSeq, a predicted model, not a curated record
GUCCUAAUCUGGCAGAGCAGCAGCUGUGAGCGUUUGACCACGUGACUCUGAGAUGUUCGCGAGCGGCCAUCAUUUCACUUAAUUCAUGAGCCCGGAGAGCUAAAGGUAAAGCAACGGAAGCCCUUUAACUGCGAUGGAGUAGUAACCGUCAACAAUCCCCUCCGCUCCUUGCCGAACCCGUGCCUUCAAACGCCUCACAACUGUGCCAGGUUGGCCCCUACCACCCCUGGACAGCUGUGACAUCCUGCCCUGUCAUCGCAGAGGUUGUGGAGCACAGUGGAGGAUACGCACCUCAUCUUAGGAACUCCCCCCAUUUGAGAGUGAGGCGGGGGGAGGGAGGAGGAGGCGAGCUGCUAAACCCACCCGGAGCAUGGGGCAGAAAGUCCCCGGGGGCAUCAAAACCAUUGACAUGCGGGACCCGGCCUUCAGCCCUCUGAAGCUGGAGCUGCAGGCGCUGAACCACACUAAACCUGCGCGGCUGGACCUGCUGCUGGACAUGCCCCCUGCUGGCCCCGAGCUGCAGGUGCAGCACUCCUGGAACAACGAUGACCGCUCCAGGAACAUCUUUGUGAAGGACGACAACAAGCUAGUGUUUCACCGGCACCCGGUUGCUCAGAGCACGGACGCCAUCCGGGGCCGCGUGGGCUACACCCGGGGACUGCACGUUUGGGAGAUCAGCUGGGCCAUGAGACAGAGGGGCACACACGCUGUGGUGGGUGUGGCCACCAGUGAAGCCCCUCUGCACUCCAUGGGCUACACGGCUUUAGUCGGGAGCAACACAGAGUCCUGGGGUUGGGACCUGUGCCGCAGUAAACUGUACCACGAUGGGAAAAACCAUCCCGGGAAAACGUACCCCGCUUUCCUGGAGCCCGACGAAACUUUCAUCAUCCCAGACUCUCUGCUCGUGGUGCUAGACAUGGAUGAGGGAACGCUGGGAUACAUUGUGGAUGGACACUACCUGGGCGUCGCCUUUAGGGGUCUCAAGGGCCGCAAACUCUACCCCGUGGUCAGUGCUGUGUGGGGCCACUGCGAAAUUCGCAUCCGCUACAUCAAUGGGCUUGACCCUGAGCCCCUCUCCCUGAUGGACCUGUGCCGGCGCUCGGUGCGGGUGGCUUUAGGAAAGGAACGCUUGCCUGAGAUCCACAGACUGCCCUUACCCGCUGCUCUCAAGAACUACCUGCUCUACCAAUGACGGCGCCCCCUGGUGUCCUGUUUCUCUGGGAUCUCGUCCAGCCACACAACAUGCCCGCAGCCCUGAGUCAUGGGUGAUUCAGACACACAUGCUCCUUUGUCAUUUCUUAAACUUGUUUUUAUGACUUAAACUGUCUUCGAACUUUCUUCAAAUCAGGAAUCACUGAACUCUAUGCACAGAACUGACAGACCAAGCUGAGUUUUGGUGAAAUAUGUUGAGUUUGCACGUUGAUGUGACAUACGUGAUCGGUACCUCUUCUGUGAUUAUGUCUAAUGUAGCCUUUUUAAAAUUAUGUGUCAUGGGGUUGUAUUACAAAUGAGGGGAAAUUAAAAUUUUUGGUGGUUUUAGGACAAUGGAGGUGCACUGCCAGUAUCUGACCACACUGUGGCAGCACAUUCCCUUUUUCCACUUUCCACGUAUCAAGGAUCAAUAGUAGUUAGAGGAUUUGUGGUUUUUAUAAAGUGACUAAAUAAUGAUAUGAUGCUCUUAAUAAACUGCUCUUAUAGGGUCUGGAGUGCAGUGUUAAUGAUACACUGAGAGAAGAGGCUCCCAAACGCACAGCAUGGUCAGAUUUCAUUGUAUGGAGAUGAGGGUUUGUUAAACUUUGAGGAAGAACGUUGUCAGCCGAAUUGAAGGAAACUGUCACUGUGAUUAUUGUAGCAUGCACCUGCAGGAAAUCUUUCAAUACACUCAAUACAAUGUCUCUUAUGUUCAUCACUCCUGCUUUUAUUUGUACAGUAGUUUACACAUGUCCCACUGAGACCCAGAACUUGACCUGUCGUAUUUGGUCCUCAGAUUUGGACGAGCAGAUGGGAACCAAUAUAAUGCACAAAUGAUAAUACGACCAAACUAAUCAAAUGCAUCUUAAGCUGAAAAAAUGUGAGCGUGUGUGCCUGAGAAAUGCAUUUUUCCUUAAUAUUUUUCUGUCCAUGUUUACAGUAUUGAUUUUUUUUUUUCAGCUUCAUAAAUUGUCCAGAAAUUUUGUCUGUGGGUCAUGCAGUAUUUUCAUUAGUUGUGCAGCAUUUUUUAAAAUACGUUUAAUUGAUUUCUCACUGUCAGAACUGGGAGUGUGCUGUAGGGACUCUCCAGUGGUAUGUAACAGAACCACAUUUACUGAAUAGUGAGUAAUCUGCAGUGAAUAAUUGAGUUCUGGGUCUCUGUGGCUUAUAGCUGACAACCAUUGAUGUUGUGUGUUUUCUGGUAUGUAACAUGGGACUGGUUCAAAUGUAUGUAAAGGUGUGGCAUCUUGAGGGAAUGUGGAAAGUCAAAAGGCACCAAAUUUGAGAAGACAAUCCACAAAAAGUGCACAAAUGAAAUAAGGUCUUAUUGCCAAGAUAUGGUGACACGCUGUACCCCACGCCUGUCAAACUUAGUUUUUUUUAAUGUGCAAAUGUAGUCCUCAUUCUGUACUGAAAAUGGACUUACUGUGCCACAUCUUUGUUUCCUUGCUUGCAAUUUCCAUUUUAUUUGUAGAAUUGUUUUAAAUAUCUAUUAAAGUAUAUUUGAAAUUAUUAAA